This is a messenger RNA of Polistes dominula (European paper wasp), 1856 nucleotides long. RefSeq lists its product as uncharacterized. NCBI's taxonomy places the organism in Eukaryota, Metazoa, Arthropoda, Insecta, Hymenoptera, Vespidae. The record is from RefSeq and is a predicted model, not a curated record.
GGUACUGACCGGUAAUACGAGACAAUUCAUUCAUUAAUACUAAUCCAAAUUUAAACAUUUAUUUAUUGAUCAAUUCAAAUAUUCUUCAUAAAUUGUAAUAUACCAUUGACAUGGUGAGACACACUUUCAAUUUUUUAUCUCUUUACUCAAUAAUUUAUUAUUAAUGCGUAACUUUGUAAUUUCUAACUUCAGACACUAAAAACAGUUUAAACAUGUAUGUAUAUCGAUCAGAUUAUUUUUGUGUACAGUACAAAAUUACAGCCAAAUUCAUAUUCACUUUAUCUCGACUUAACCUAAAAACUAAUAAAAAAAUAGUACAAUACUAAAAAAGUAUCUUUCACUCCCAUUGUUCAUUUCAUAUAAGAAAUGCGUGAAAAACAUAUUGAAUUUAAAAAUCAUCUCUAGUCAAAUUUCUAUUAUUAAUAAAAAUAUCCUUAUUAUUUAUGUCAUAUUCAUGACAUAAAAUAUCCUCAUGAAAGAGGGAAAUUUAAAGGGACACAGAAGAAAGGGUAGGAAGAGUAAUAAAAAAAUGAAAGAGCAAUUGGAAAUGCUUAAAAAACAUUCUAAAUCAUCUAUCCUCGGUAUAGAGGAAGACGUUAUAUCGGAAAAUAAUAAAGAGCAAUAUCUCUUUUUGCUCGAAUUUUGUAUACAGCGAAUAACUGGCAAGAGAUUAGCGAAAUUAAAUCAAAUGUUUUUUGUACCAACUAGUGUUGGUUUAGAAUUUUUACAUUUUACGGAAGAAGAUAACAUCGAGAUAACUCCGGUUGAUUUAUUAUUUGAGCCACAAGCUGGUAUAGCAGAUGACAUUGAAUAUUUUUACUCUGGUAAAUCAGUGAUGUUUGCGAUGGAUCAUGAGACGACAAAGAACAAGUCACUGGAAUUUACUGUGAAAAUGACAAUAAGAAAAAGGAUGCCAGAGGGUAUUAGACCAGAUAUUUUAGUGGGUGUUGCAGAAUUCGAAUUAACUAAACAAUUUGCUGCAUUAAGAAAGGAGAUGUUGCAAUGCUGGCAUAGGAAAAUACCACCAGCCAAGACUUUUGAGGAUUCAAUUCCUUUAAUAAUGAAUGAAAAACAAGUUGGCGAAGUUCUUCUCUAUGUAAGAAUGUCUGCUUUUGGUGAGACGAUAGUUACAGAAUUUCAAUCACCGGAAUUAAUCAAAAAUGGAUCUACUUAUGUAUUUAAAGGAGAAGAAUUAAAUGACCAAUUUUUGGCAUACAAAUGUCGAAUGGUUGACUCGGAAAAUGUACAGGCACAGGAAUCAUCGAUCAUCGAUGUUCCUUGUCGUGCUUGCGUUCUCGAAGAGUAUAAUUGUUUACCUUGCGGUCGGUCAACUGGCGCCAGAGCAAAAGAUCAAAUUCAAUCGGAUGAUCGUAAAAGUUUAUGUCUUUCAGAAGUUUACAAACCAGCCUCUUAUCCAGCCAGUAUAUUAGAAGAUAAAUCAAAGAAAGAUUUUUGUAAUGAUAUAAGUAAACCGGCUGGUCCAAUUCAAACUAGUCGAGGUCCUGUACAAGCUUGCGGCAAAGCUGUGAUUCUCAAAGUUUCUGGUCUUUUGAAUGCGGAAGCUAAUAAGCAACCAACGGUCACAGUUUCACCGGAAUGCGAUACGACUGGACCCGAUUGUUCGCCUAAUUCUGAACAUGAUGUUUUUAUUUUGAGAAUUGGUAAAAAAGGACUGGUCGGUGCUGACGAAAAAUCAGACUUACAAUUAGAAAUGAGGACGCCCAAGGGCCCUGAAAGAAGACCUCCGAUCAGAUAUGAAACGCGUCAAAUACAAGCCGACAUCGAGGAGAAAAAAAAGAAAGCUAAAAAAGGAAAGAAAAAGAAAAAAAAAUAAAGAAAUUCUUCUAGUUAAAUAA